This is a messenger RNA of Hemibagrus wyckioides, 1299 nucleotides long. RefSeq names its product MARVEL domain containing 3 (gene marveld3). Gene Ontology annotation, cellular component: membrane. The record is from RefSeq and is a predicted model, not a curated record. Lineage: Eukaryota; Metazoa; Chordata; Actinopteri; Siluriformes; Bagridae. The transcript has 4 exons. The coding region runs from base 147 to 1040 and encodes 297 amino acids.
GAUGACGUGUGAAUGAACCCCGCCCCAUAGACAGGUGAGAGGGCGGGGCUUAAGGCGAAAGAUCAACGUGAAACUAAUCGAUAAGCAAAACAAGAAGAAUCAUUAAAUCUAGUCGAGUAGUCAGUAGUCUUGUAUGUGUGGGGGCGAUGCCGGAGCGACACUGUAAGACGAGGAACCAGAACUAUCCUGAGUCUGAAAGGAGAGACCGGGACAGAGAAUACAGCAGAGACCGGAACAAAGAGUACAGGAGAGACCGGGACAGAGAGUACAGGAGAGACAGAGGAACUGAGUCAUACAUGGAGGACAGGAGCACAGAUUAUGGUUACGAAGAUAGAACAAGGAACUACAGAGAACAGGAAGUAUUCACACCUUAUGAGUCAGCAAAGGAAGAACCUGUUUACAACUUAAAGUAUAUUCCCACAUCCAGAGGCCUUUGCCAGGCAGCGCAGUUUGUUGUGAACUUGCUGAUCGUGAUUUGCGCGGGCGUUCCGUACAGCAACAAGGGUCGCUAUCAGGACAUAGCUAACCUGGGUGGACUUUACUACUACUACUACGGCGGGGCUCAGGCGUUCACGCCGCAGGAAGUGACGAAAGUAAACGAGCUCGACGACCUUUUCUACAAUCUCAAGCUCCCUCCGUAUAUCUACAGCAUGGCAUGUGGUGGAGCGCUGAUGGUUUACGCGUUAAUCAUGCUAGCGCUCGGGGUGUUCCGCGUAACCUACCACUUCCCCGUCGUCCUGCUGCCCGAGGCCGUCCUGGACGCACUGAUAAGCCUGGGGUAUAUCCCUGCAGUGGCGUUUUACUUCAUCAAAGUCAAGGAGACGUACAGCAACCCCAUCUGCAAGCAGAGAGAGGAGAUGUACAUGACCAAAGGCUACAAGGGUUACGAGUGCGGCCUGAGCGGGACGGACGUCGCAGUAGGGUUCUUCGGCGUUGCGGGCGCCAUCGUGUUCAUGCUGAGCGCCGUGUUCGCCGUGAGAGCGUUCAGAGCUGUCAGACGGAUGAAGCAGCAGAGGGAGGCAGAGAAUAACGGCUUCUAGACAUCUAAUGCUGGAGGAAGUGCAGGAGAUCACCGGAUCAUGUUACCUGGGAACGUCUGUUACUCUAUUAUCUAUGCAGGACUUUAUUAAUGUAAUGUGAAGGUCAAUUUCUGACCCCCAAAAAUGGACAUGACUACACUAUCAGUUUGUUAAAGGGAUUUUUACUCCACUACACUUUUUAUGUUUUCUUAUUCAAUAAAUGUUAUCGUGAAUUCUUUCUCAGUGUUGUAUUUACUCUCUACUAAAUCUUACUUGCUAU